Culex pipiens pallens (northern house mosquito) is the source of this 891-nucleotide messenger RNA. RefSeq names its product eukaryotic translation initiation factor 3 subunit K (gene eIF3k). Bases 99 to 764 code for a protein of 221 amino acids. Lineage: Eukaryota; Metazoa; Arthropoda; Insecta; Diptera; Culicidae. Gene Ontology annotation, biological process: regulation of translational initiation. Gene Ontology annotation, cellular component: cytoplasm; eukaryotic translation initiation factor 3 complex. The record is from RefSeq and is a predicted model, not a curated record. Gene Ontology annotation, molecular function: translation initiation factor activity; ribosome binding. The transcript is spliced from 3 exons.
CGUACCUCCUUCUUUUCUCACUGCUUGCAGUUUUGGUCGUCGUGGUCGUUCCGGAACAAUUUUUUGUGCCGAAUUUUCAACGCUUGCUGCCCCCGGAAAUGGACCAUUACGUCAAGAUGGAAGACGGCAAGGUGAUGCCGAUCCAGGAAAUGCUCAAAAGCAUCGAACGGUACAAUCCGGAACACUUGAAGGUGAUUGAAGCGUACGUGGAGGACCAGGCCAAGGACAACAAGUACGACCUGGAGGCGAACCUGGCCUGCCUGAAGCUGUACCAGUUCAACCCGCAGAUGAUGAACCUGGACGUGACGUACACGAUUCUGCUCAAGUCGCUGACCAACUUCCCGCACACGGACUUUGUCCUGUGCAAGUGUCUGCUGCUGCCGGCCCAGAUGAACGACGACUCGGUCAAGGAGAUCGUCUACCUCUCGGACAUCCUGGAGAAGUGCGACUUUACGCUGUUCUGGUCCCGGGUGCAGAAAAAUCCGCAGUUCUUCAAGAAGAUCACCGGCUUCAGCGAAUCCAUCCGGAAGUUUGUGUGCCACGUCGUCGGCAUCACGUUCCAGUCGAUUGAGAAGCAGUACCUGGUGCGGCUGCUCGGCGAUGUCGAUGACAAAGUCCUCAACGCCUGGGUGAAAAAGAACGGCUGGAAGGAGGAGGGCGAGUACAUCCUGGUGGCCCAACAGGAGGGCAACAUCAAGACCAAGCACAUUACCGAAAAGAUCGACUUUGAGAAUCUGGGCCCGCUGAUGGCCAACUGUCUGUAGAGAACCAGUUCCGGAAGGACGUUGCCAGAGCAGCAUUCCUAGAAGUUUUAAGAUCGAUUGAGGACGGAUGGCGGCAAAGUGAAGGAAAAUAAAAGAAAGAGGUUCAGACACAUUUUUGUGGAAUCCA